UAUUUAACCCGAGGAGAGGAGGACCGGAGCAGCGAGAGAGGAAACGUCCAGAUUAACCCAGUAACCCAGCAGAGAGCAGAGCAGCCCGGACGGACGGGAUGGCACUGAAGUGGUCGCGGUUGUCGCUCCUCGUCCUGGGGGUCUUCUCGCUGUGCUGCGCCUCGGCCGGCGACAGCAGCGGCGUGAAGAAGAUGAAGAUGCAGUUUGCCGCAGGGCCUCUUCUCAAAUUUCAGAUCUGUAUCUCCUGAGGGUACAAGCGGGUGUUUGAGGAGUACACGCAGGCUUUGUACCAGCGGUACCCAGACAUCCGCAUUGAAGGGGAGAAUUAUCUUCCUAUGCCCCUCUAUCGACACUUUGCCUCCUUCCUGUCUAUAUUCAAACUGUUUGUGAUUGGGCUGAUUAUUAUCGGCAGGGACCCAUUUGCCCUCCUUGGUAUGCAAGCUCCAGGUAUUUGGGAGUGGGGCCAAGGAAAUAAGAUAUAUGCCUGCAUGAUGGUGUUCUUCUUCAGCAAUAUGAUUGAAAACCAAAUGAUGUCAACAGGAGCCUUUGAAAUCACAUUAAAUGAUGUUCCAGUGUGGUCAAAACUGGAGUCGGGGCACCUGCCCUCCAUGCAGCAGCUUGUGCAAAUCCUGGACAACGAGAUGAAGAUGAACGUUCACAUGAACACACGACACCCCCUCUCUUAACCCUAUUUGUCCAAUUCUUGACUGGACCUGAAAGCCCCCCUUCCCUUGUUCGAGGCGGAUUUCUCACUGAGCUGUGAAGUGAUGUUUAUGAACGUCUGUGCUGAAGGCAGGAAGACUGCUAGCGCAGACUGGAUGUCCCCAUCACUCUUCACCAUGUUCCUUGGAGAAGUCCAGCCCCUGACGCCAGAGCGGGAUUCAUGGCAACAGUGCUGGUCAACCUCUUAUUUUCUUGUACUACUCAUACUACUGCAGAUUUCAUCCAGAAGAUUAGUGGUCCACUAAGCAGAGAUUUAACUUUACUGUAGUCUUUAACUUGUUGCAUAUAAUUGAUCCAUGUUAAUAAAUGAAAAAACAAAAAAAAGUUGUCAUUUGUACUUUUGAGCCAUAAUGUAGGAUUAUGAGUUUAUUGUUCUAAAAAGUGGAUAACACGUAGAAAAUGCAACAUUUGUCAUUAUUGUGAAAAUAACAUUGGGGGAAAAUGUCUGGGUGAUUUCUGAAUAAUUUUUAUAUUUGCAUAACUUGGAGGAAGCAAAGAAGAUUAAAACAAGUAUUUAAAUGUGAA
Cololabis saira (Pacific saury) is the source of this 1248-nucleotide messenger RNA. RefSeq names its product selenoprotein T, 1a (gene selenot1a). Gene Ontology annotation, molecular function: thioredoxin-disulfide reductase (NADPH) activity. Lineage: Eukaryota; Metazoa; Chordata; Actinopteri; Beloniformes; Belonidae. Gene Ontology annotation, cellular component: endoplasmic reticulum membrane. The transcript is spliced from 6 exons. Gene Ontology annotation, biological process: cell redox homeostasis. The record is from RefSeq and is a predicted model, not a curated record.